AUGGCAAACCUCCCUCUUAAAAAACCCGUUAACGAUUUAAUUAAAUUUUGGGCCGAAAAACAAGAAAAUGAUCCUGAACCGAUUACAAAGUCACCACGAAGAUCUUUAUAUCCAAAUACUUCCUCUUCAUCUUCUCCGCAAAAUCAAGUUUUUUUUCCAAAAUCAAAAGACAAAUCACCCUAUUCAUCUGCUCCUUUAUCUCCUACCCACAACAUACAUACAUUAAUAUCCGGAGAAAAUGAUCAAGGAAGAAUGGAUCGGAAUUCUUUGCCAAAGAAUGAUGACUCUUACAAUGAAGAAACUUCAAGUCCACUUUCUAUAUUGGCUCUUAAAUCCAUACCACCCGUUCCCGCCAAAGAUAGUUACAUAACGCGUCCACGUGAUCAUGUGCUUAACACAAAAGACGUGUUUAAUCAAAUCGGUCCAUUACCUCCAGCUCGAAAAGUAACCAAUCUUGUAAAUAUAUAUGAAAAAGCUUCAUCUCCGAACAACUCGGCACCCUCAUCUCCGAUAUUAUCUCCAGUUAAACGAAGUCAGACUACUUUAGCAACAUCGUCUCCGAUAAAGCGUCAUAACGCUAUUACAGAAUUGUCCCCUUCUAUUCCGUCUUCUCCGACUAUAAACUCAAUGUCAAAGGGGAAACAACACAUUCCGGAACCUUUGAAUAACUUAUCGAAAAAAUUCACCGAUGAACCAACUUUCAUGUCAUCACCCAUCUCUCCGAUUCAGGAUCAAAAUCAUAAACAUGAAUCGAAUCCAAUAUCCCCAAUUGAUACUUCUUCAUUAAACGUUGAGAUUCCAGAUCAAAUACUUCAAAGAAACGCUAUAUCUACUGAACAACACUUUCCAAAAGUGCAAAUACGACGGAAUCCAAUUUCUUCCAUUCAGCAAGAGCCAUGUUAUACUCAAUUGCUCAAGAAUAAUAAUAAUAAAUCGUCUCAAAAGAAGACAACCUUUAAUCCAUUUGGUUUUCUAAAAGCGCUAAAUGGAUCUUCGAAAAAUUUGAAUUUAGAUCCGUUAUAUUCGUCUAAUGAUGGAGGAAAUGGAGUUCAAAAUCAUAAUCCUUUCUUAGGUAUGAUGAGUACGGAUCAAUCUGACAUGUACAAAGUUGUGGUUGGCCCAAAAUCUGGAGAUAAGAAAAGACAAUCAGUACCUUCUGCACUAGAUACAAAUACUUUAAUUAUGGAAAUGCACGAGAGUAAUAAAAUGCAACAAUCUCGUAUAAUUCCCAAGGAAAAUGAAAAUGAUUCCACAAUUAAACCAAUGUUUUCAAAGCCUAUCAGCGGAACAGUUAAACUUAUUGAAAAACUACAAAGUUAUUUACAGCCAAAUAAAUGCAAAAAUUCAGAUGGCACUAAUGAAUCGAUACAAAACACUACAUCACGAAAUGUCCAUAAUAACGAAGUACAAUAUGCUAUGACAAUUUCAUUAGGAAAAUCUGGAUCCUUUCAAACAUUCAAUUCAAAAAGUGGCAUAAAAUCUUGUCAACGACAAAAUUUCAAGCCUGUUCGGAUCCCUAAAUCACCAUAUAGCACUACACGACUUGAACGAGACUCACUUUCUCCUGUAAACACACUCAAGAAAAAUCCUUUAAUUAAAAAGAAAACGUUUAAAAUUACGAAACAUGACCUGCCCGAAUAUAAUACAUCAAAAUCUAAAAUGUCCAUGCUCGUUCCUCAUAGUCUUUCUUCGGUAGAAUAUGGGAGGAACAAUCAUUCCUUACCAGAUUUGUCAAUACGAUAUCGUCAUCAUCAAUUUAAUGACGCUUUUCUCAAAAAUAAUAUGACGGUACCCAAUUUCACGCGAAUCGAUUCAAUAUCCAAAGAUGAGCACCAAAAGUCGGAUUUUGCCAUGGCUAUUACGGAGGACGUAGAUUUAGAUCCCGCAAAGAUAACAAAAUUUAGUAUCAAUCCAUUUAAUGAAUCUGAAUCCAAUGAACUUUUUAAACCUGGCGCCCCAUGGAUAUAUUUACCUCGCCUUGACGAAUUUAUUUUAUCUCUUCCUCCAACUGAAUUCUCUGAACCGAAGGAAUUAAUGACAGCUGAGGAAUAUGAAAAAUUUAUCAAAUAUGGAAAAUCUGAAGACAAAAAUAUAGGAAACAAGUUUCCUCCAAUGAAUCAAAUCCCUGAUGGUAUCUGUUUAGAUGAUCUAAAACUUAACGUCGUAAAGAAUGACGGACUUUUAAAUCAAAGAGUACUUGAAUCUGCAAUCGAGGCUGUUUUAGCUGGUCAAACUACAACAUUUGGAAUGAAUAUGAUGAAGCUUGAAAUCAUGAGAGACUUUGUACAAUUUUUGGCUUUGAUUCUAACAUUUGUUCCUUCAACAAUAGUUGGAGACUGGGUGAAGAUCAUACUAGACCUCAUACCAAAUUUGUUGAGUUUUAAUUUGGAUCACGUAUUUGGAAAUGGGACCACUUUUUUCCUCGUCUUUUGUGUUAUUGUUUUUGGAGGGUUAUAUUGGUUCAGAACAAUGACUAAAUAUGAUCCGAAUGCUGAUGUUGAGGGUCUCGAAUCUCAUCCUUGGAACAUUCGUCCUGAAUCAAAGCGAAGACAUAACGUCGUUGUAGUUUUCACCCUUACCACGCUUUAUCUUCCACUCUCAAAAUUAUCUCUUGACGCGUUGGUAUGGUCGGACUCAUUUUGGCCUAUCCCUAACCCCUACUUUCAAAAUGUAGACUUCCCCGAUUUUGGAAGUGGUUCGGAUAAUUUUCGCGAUCCAAAAGAUUUCUGUUAUGUCACCAGCAUGAACAAAAAUGAUUUAAACUUUUCACCAGUGAUCAUUGGUGUUGCAAUAAUAACAAUUUGUGUAUUCUCAUUCUGGUUUCCUCUUGCAUUAAAACGUUUGGUUGAUAAGAAUCUCCCAAGAGUGGACAAAUAUGAUGAAUUGGGUGAAACGAGACAUAAUACAGAAGUAGAGUACAAAAAGCUAUUGAUGAAAGAUACAUGUCCUUAUAAUUUCUUGUAUAAUGCAUAUAAUGAUAAGUGGGCGGCUUAUAAAACAUUCAUUAUGGUCAAUAAGUUUUUUUUAAUCUUUCUUGUAUCUGUGAUAUCAAAAGACAAUUGCCUCUUUAGAUCAUUUGCAAGGGUGCGUGUAGAUACAGUCCGUUCUAGUCUUCAAAUUCUUUUGAUGUUUAUUUUACUUUUAAUUCAUUGGCGUAGUGAACCUUUUCUUUAUAUGGGUCAGAAUUUAAGUGAAUAUUGGUCAAGAGCUGGUUAUGUUAUAACAAGCAUUUUGGGAUUGUUAACUAUUCUUAAAGUUGGACCGGAAAGACAAAUAAACUAUGCGUUGAUUGCGUUAAAUCUUAUAGUUGGCGUUGUUGUCGUUUGGCAUAUUAUAGAGCAAACUAAUCGUUACAAAAGUUUUGUCAAGGUUAUGAGGAAGCGAUUGGAUUUUUCUUUGAAUAUUUAUUCUCCAAAAUUGGAUUUUGCUAAACACAUCAAACGUAGAGUAUGGCAAGAAACAUGGUCAACAUUACUGCUCACAUCUGAACAAUUUAAAAUGCGCGAUGGUAAAACAGUAGCAUUUUCUCAAAGCACAUUCAGACCUCCAUACCUAUUAAAUUUUUCUGGAACUGUUGCUGAACGACAUGUUGAGAAUUUGAAAAUUAUUAGACAAAUUGGAAUUAAGAAUUAUAUUUCAGCAAUGGCACCCUUGCCAGAAUCUCUCGCCAAAUUAAGAUUAACUAUUGUAAAUAAUUUUGUUGGACCUGACAUUUAUUACGCACCAGAAUUCUUAGUACCUAAAAUUAAGACUUGCUUUGGCAAAGCUUAUGCAGUUCCAUUUCCAUUUUCCGUUGUGAUAGUAUAUGACGAUGAUGAAAGUGUUUUGGUUCUAACAAAAGAAUGGGAAAUUCAGAGAUUUGUCCAACAGAAUGAGAGCAAAGAGAUUCGAAGGAGACGUCUCGUUCGUCAAAUGUUGAGAACUUUAGAAGGACAAAAGGUUAUGGGGCCUUGUGAUAUUACUCAACCUAAUACCGAUAAGAAAACGAGGAAUUCGAUUCAUUAUCAUCAUGGAAUUUUAUCGAUACAGCGAAAUAAAUUAUCAAAGUGGCGCGAUCAUAAUAUGAAUCCAGGAUUUAAGGUUACAAUGUCUUAUGAUAAUCCUUCGCAUGAAUGUGUUGUUGGUCAUGAUGUCCUUGGAAUUACUGAUGAUUUCCAAAUGACUUAUCAAUUACAAAAGCUUUUUUCGGAUAAUCAAAAGGUUGUUCAAGAAGGUUUGGUGCAAAUUCAAAAGUUAAUGGAUGAAUAUCGUCAAUACUAUCGGAAUGAGGCACAAUGGAAGGAGGAAGUACUUUCAUAUGGAUUUUUCGUUAAUAUUUAUGACAAUCCAUCUAUACCCUUGGAGUCACUUCCAGCAUUAUUAAUUACCACCGAGGAAAAUAAACUUAUUCAAGCAAUUCCGGAGAGUGAAUAUCCAAGUUUUAUAUAUCUUUACGAAAGGAUGCGAGUUAUUAAUUUAUCACGUGUACAUCAAUGGUGGUAUUUAUUUUGGGAAGAUUUAUGGAGGAAAAAUCAUAAAGAAAUGCCGGAUUUAGUUAAAUAUCCACAAUAUUUUUCACCAACUUAUCGCACAAGUAUAUGUUAUCGACCAAUGACAAGAAGCGAAUUGGAAGAAUUUUUAGAACAACGUGGAUCUUGGCAAAAUGAUGGUAAAAGUGGAUUUUUACAUUCCGGUGUAUUAAAUAGAAUUUAUUUAUAUUUAAACAAUGUGGUUUUCGGAAGAAAAACAAAAAAUGGUACGUCUAGAAGAUGGAAUAUAACAAAAGGACAACCUAUUGAGAAAGGUGCUGGCAAAAAUGUAAUUUUUGGUCGUGCUAGAAGAAUAAUGAGAGAAAGAAUAACUAUAAUGACAGAUUUUAUGUUAAGUAAGAAAAAUAGAUUUCCAAGAACAAGGCCUUUUUUUGUUUUACAAGAAGAUGAUUCCGAUACUGAACAAAGUGACGAUAGUGAUGAAGUAAAUUCUGCUAGUGAUGAUGAAGUCUGGUGGUAA
Funneliformis geosporum is the source of this 4989-nucleotide messenger RNA. NCBI's taxonomy places the organism in Eukaryota, Fungi, Glomeromycota, Glomeromycetes, Glomerales, Glomeraceae. The record is from the annotation of a GenBank genome assembly.